UUUCACAUACGUCGAAGAAAUGACAGUCAUCAACGAUGAUGUUUCUUGAACAACAAAUAGCACCCUUAAAUUAUUCAAAUGGAAAACCGCGAUAGAAUGGCUACUUGUGUUAGCUGCCAAGAAAAAUUCGAGAGAAAAUACAUGUUAGAAGGCAGAAACAAUGUAUUAUAUUGCACAGAGUGUUUCAAAAGACUGUUCCUCACAGCAUCUGGAGAUUCUAGAUCUAGGCAGACAGGUGAUAUGAAAGACAAGAUGUUUCCACAUCCAGAAAUUCUAUCGUACCACAAUAGAAGAUCUUCGCCAACGAAGAGUACCAGUUCCAGUAUCAUAUCUCUCUCGAAAAGGCCUCUUCAGUGUCCCAAGGCCGAUUGCAACAAGUUUGUCUCUUUGUUCACGCUGGAAUCGCACUUCAAGUACGAGCACAAGGAAGUGCCGAUAAUUCUCACGCAACUGGACGCCAGAAGCGCUUUGGAAUUCUAUCCGCAGGACAUCAGAUACGGUGUCACCCAGUGCAUUGUUCUGCUGAACGUCGUCAACCACGAUUUUUCCGACGUACUGCCACAAACCAGCUGCUACUGUAGCAAAACUAACCUACAAUCGUCCGAUGUCAAGCCUGUCAUGGUGCUGCUAGCAGGAAGAAUAGCAGCUUGCCACCUGAACCAUAUCGACGAUAAAAAAUACCAGCCGAGCUCCGACGAUGACCUAGCAGACACCGAUGAAGAGGAAACCAUAAUAUCUUCCGGGACUUACGUAGAGGCAACACCGCACAUUCUGGGCAAACACGACAAAAUCGUCAUCUGGGUUGCAUCGAACGUCAUCACGAAUCUGAGCUACACCGUUGCCGCUUCCACGCUGUCGAACAAGAUCCGGCAGAAAUUUUUCGGGCCCAUACUGGCGCUAGGAGACGGUCCUGUCGACGUGUGCAAAGCAGGGACGGGCCUGAUUCUGACCCACUAUCACGUCAACGGCAUGUCCGAGAAUGGAUCGAAGCCAUUGGCCGUGGACGUUGUUAUACAUAGUCAGGAUUGAACAGCGAAUGCUAUUAUUGAUGGUUACUCAUACAUUUUGAAGAAAUUCUACGAAAUAACUAGUGGAAUAUUUUUGUGAAAAUAUACUUUAUACUCA
Messenger RNA from Phaedon cochleariae (mustard beetle), 1125 nucleotides. NCBI's taxonomy places the organism in Eukaryota, Metazoa, Arthropoda, Insecta, Coleoptera, Chrysomelidae. The record is from the annotation of a GenBank genome assembly.